This is a messenger RNA of Rana temporaria (common frog), 1560 nucleotides long. RefSeq names its product vesicle transport through interaction with t-SNAREs 1A (gene VTI1A). The record is from RefSeq and is a predicted model, not a curated record. Gene Ontology annotation, cellular component: ER to Golgi transport vesicle membrane; SNARE complex; endoplasmic reticulum membrane. Gene Ontology annotation, biological process: intra-Golgi vesicle-mediated transport; macroautophagy; intracellular protein transport. NCBI's taxonomy places the organism in Eukaryota, Metazoa, Chordata, Amphibia, Anura, Ranidae. Bases 144 to 827 code for a protein of 227 amino acids. Gene Ontology annotation, molecular function: SNAP receptor activity; SNARE binding. The transcript is spliced from 9 exons.
CCAGUCAGAGAUUUCGCGGGUCGUCAAGGAAGUAGGGGUUGCUAAGGGCGCCGGGGAGCUGUGAUCUGUGACGGACUUGUGGCGGAAGUUGUUGGACAGGAAACUUCCGGUUGUCAGUGCUACCGCGAACUAUCUAGAGAACCAUGUCUGCCGUUUUCCAGGGAUACGAGCAGGACUAUGGAGUCCUCACCGCCGACAUCACCAACCGCAUCGGCAAGAUCCCCAAACUGGCCGGGGGUGAGUCAGAGGAGAAGAAGCAGAUGGUGAUGAAUGUGGAGAAGCAGCUGGAAGAAGCCAAAGAGCUGCUAGAACAGAUGGACCUGGAAGUUCGGGAAAUCCCAGCUCAGAGCCGUGGGAUGUACAGCAACCGUAUGAGGAGCUACAAACAGGAGAUGAGCAAACUGGAGGCUGACUUUAAAAGGUCACGGAUCGCCUACAGUGACGAAGUGCGGAAUGAGCUACUAGGGGAUGAUGGGAAUUCCUCGGAGAGCCAGUUGAUAAAAUUACGGGAAGAGAGGGCACAUCUUCUGGAUAACACAGAGAGGUUGGACAGGUCGUCGCGGAGGCUAGAGGCCGGAUAUCAGAUAGCGGUGGAGACUGAGCAAAUUGGACAGAAUAUUUUGGAGAACCUGAACCAGGACCGGGAGAAGAUCCAGAGAGCAAGAGAGCGACUCAGGGAAACCGACACAAAUCUGGGAAAAAGCUCCAGGAUUCUGACGGGAAUGUUACGAAGGAUCAUCCAGAAUCGUCUCCUGGUGUUCGUCCUGGGAAUCAUCAUCCUUAUAACCAUCAUUCUGGCAAUUUAUUUUUCUUUCCGCGGACACUGAUUUUGUGCUCUGUGAACUGUGCGGCAGGGAUCGGAGCAUUGGGUUGCGUGCACUGAGUAAUUUAGAUGGGGUGUAACUACGUAACAUCAUCCUGCACUGACUGAGCUCUGUGGAACAAUACCCUGGAACCUCCGACAGGUGCCCUUGGCGGAACCUGUACUAGAAUUCCGUAACCCAGCGCCCUUUCCUUCCUGUCUAACUAUAACUGGGAAAAACUUCAGUUGCGAUUUAAAGGCCAACUCUGGAGCAGUAGGUUGAAUCCCAGCUGGCUUCUUCUAUCUUUUUGAGGCUCUAGUAUGUGUCACUGUCCCUCCCACACCGCCAUAAUGAAAUUCAUUCUCUUUCAGCUGUUUGUUUCACCCAAGAAGCAUAACACCAUACUAGGGUUUGUAAUGACAACAGUGGUUUGGUAAAACUGGGAAUUGCAAUGGAGAUUUUACACGAGAUACCCUGAAAGCUGUAAGAAGCCAGCAUGUGAUUCAACAUACCAGCAAUCGUGUAAACGGUUUCAAAAUCGAGUUGGCCUUUAAAUUCUCUUCUUGGUUGAUCAUCUUUAUGAACAUGAACCUGACAGCUUUGUAGAUGUGAAGUUGUACAUUUCUUUGUGAAUUUUAUCUUAUCCUGUUUUUAUUGUGCGUCGUCAAGCUUUAUGUCAGUGUCAUGCGGACCUUGUACUUAUUACUAAGAAAACAUGUUAUUUACUAAACAGAAACAAUAAAAUGUCAAAGUUCCA